AUGCCCAACUCCAACAAUAAAAUCAAUUGUAACCGUAGAGGUGGUCAGGAAGCCGGUAGGCGGGAGUUGGUUUCCAGGUCUUUGCAGAGUGCUCAGCAUUGCCUGGAGGACCAGGAUUUUGGAACUGCAUAUGCUCACUAUCUCCUGGUACUAAAUCUAGCUCCCGAGUUAAAAAAUAACAUCAAAGAAACGUUUCAGUUUACUCUCUUCAAAUGGGCAGAAGAGCUAGAUUCUCUGUCACGGAUUCAAGAUCUGUUUAACUGUUAUGAACAAGCACUUGAAUUGUACCCAAAUGAUGAAGUAAUAUGUAAUAGUAUGGGAGAACAUCUCUUCAGAAUGGGCUUUAGAGAUGAAGCAGCUGGAUAUUUCCAUAAAGCAGUGAAGCUUAACCCAGACUUUGCUGAUGCAAAGGAGAAUUUUUACUGCGUCGCAAACUGGCUCGUGGAACGCUGGCACUUCAUCAUGCUCAACGAUGCCAAGAGGAAUCUUACUUACCUAAAGGCAAUUGAGAACGCCGUCUGCUCAGGAUGCAAAUCUGUCCUUGAUAUUGGAACAGGAACAGGGAUCUUGAGUAUGUUUGCAAAAAAGGCAGGAGCAUCAUUUGUCUAUGCCUGUGAAUUAUCAAAAACCAUGUAUGAACUUGCCCGUGAUGUGGUGGCGGCAAAUAAUAUGGAAAGAGAGAUCAACCUUCUGCAUUUGAAGUCGCUUGAUAUAGAAAUUCCAAAGGACAUACCUGAAAGAGUUUCCUUGGUUGUCACAGAGACCGUUGAUGCUGGUUUAUUUGGAGAAGGAAUUGUGGAGAGUUUGAUACAUGCUUGGGAAUAUCUGCUUUUACAACCCAAGCCUAAAAAUCAAGUUGUCAGUACUGGAGAGUAUGGCAGAGUUAUUCCUGCAAGUGCUACAAUAUUUGGGAUGGCAGUGGAAUGCAGAGACAUACGUAGACAUCACAGAGUGGGAACACAGGAAGUUGCUGGUGUGUGCUUGUCAGAUUCAGUGCAGUUCUUUAGUCCAACGUACGCUACUGCCGGUUCAGAGGAAACUGUCGAGCCUUACACCACCGAGAAGCUCAGCCGUAUUCCUGGGGGUUACGUACCUCUGACAGAACCCUGCCAAGUAAUGACAGUAGAUUUCAAUGAUCUGCAGGUAAUGAUUUUUGUCUUUAAUCUGUUUAUGAAUAACGAGAGCUUCGUAUUUUGA
This is a messenger RNA of Eurypyga helias (sunbittern), 1197 nucleotides long. Its product is annotated as putative protein arginine N-methyltransferase 9. Lineage: Eukaryota; Metazoa; Chordata; Aves; Eurypygiformes; Eurypygidae. Gene Ontology annotation, biological process: peptidyl-arginine methylation. The transcript has 7 exons. The coding region runs from base 1 to 1197 and encodes 398 amino acids. The record is from RefSeq and is a predicted model, not a curated record. Gene Ontology annotation, molecular function: protein-arginine omega-N monomethyltransferase activity; protein binding.